This is a messenger RNA of Nannizzia gypsea CBS 118893, 927 nucleotides long. RefSeq lists its product as hypothetical. Lineage: Eukaryota; Fungi; Ascomycota; Eurotiomycetes; Onygenales; Arthrodermataceae. The record is from RefSeq and is a predicted model, not a curated record. The transcript has 2 exons. Bases 1 to 927 code for a protein of 308 amino acids.
AUGCGGAUAUUAGCGUCUCUCGCCCUUUUUUCGGCCGUGCUGGCCGCGGAUAUCGAAGCCGAGUUGCUCUACCGGCGGGUAAUAGCUAUGUCAAUGACAGCGAACAAGUCUCCGCCUCCAACAGAGUGUACCUAUACUCCGCCACCUAGGAACUGUGAGAAGGCUUGUGGGGUGGGGAACAUUCCCUGUGUAAACGAGACUAGAUGCUACAACCCAGAAGUAGGUGAGGUUUGCUGUAUGGAUGGGAGCUACUGUCCUCAGGAUACGUACUGCAUCGAUACCGGGUGCUGCUCGAUACAGUAUACGCUCCAGCAAUGUGGUGGACAUGAAAUCCGGAACUAUGAUCCUCCAAGAGAAGGCGUCUCAACUACAAAAAAGCACACUUCCACUUCCACAACUACUACAUCUACAUCCGUGAUCUCAUCGUCUACAAACCCUACGACAACGACAGCAAGUAGCACAGAACCUACCGUUCCAAGUAUCCCUAACGACAAAGAUGGAAAUGGCGUGUCAAAGAGAGCUGGUGCUAUUGCUGGAGGUGUUGUGGGCGGCCUUGCAGUUAUAGGGGUAGUUAUCGUAGGCGUUGUAUGGAUGGUCCUGAGAUCAAGAGCAAAGGAAAAGAAUACACCUGGCGUCACUGGAGAAAGAGGCCUGAAUAACAGUAUAGGGUUCAAGGAACAGAGGGUGCAUGGGAACGGUGAGCCAAGACAAGACGCUUCGAGGUCAGUAAUAGGAUAUUAUCCGCCCUCUACUCUUGCUCCUACGGAGGCUACAUCGAGUACGCCGUUUUAUAAUCUUUCUGGACCGAGGAGAGUGACGGAAUUAGAUGCUCAGGGGAUACAUAAUACCAACACGGCAUCUAGUUCAGUUCUGGGUGAUAUGACGAGUCGUUCAAGUGUAGAAAAGGUUUCCAAGGACACCAAAUAG